AGAGCUGUCUAGUGUCUCAACCCUCCCCAUCUAGUGUCUUAAAUCUCCUUGCUGUUACACCUGCUGGAGCGGACUCUGUUGGUACCUGCCUCCUCUGUUUCUUCUUCCCAUGUGAACACAGAGGUUGCAGGAGCUGUUCCCGUCACUGAGGAGGGCAGAGCAGGAACGUGGAGCAGCCUGGUGCCUUGGGGACAAUGCUGAGCCCCUACAGUGGCUCCGCACCGCCCAGUCUAUGGGACAAUGACAACAUCGCCUGCCCACGGGUGUUUGCUGAGAGCCAGGCACCUGGUCUGAGUUUUCUUAUCGCCCUGAUCACAAAAGCACACGUCUUCUUAAACUACAGACAUCUCGGAUCGGGCACCUGUUGCACACCUCCUCGGAUCCUUGUGGCCACACUUGUCUUCUACUCUGGUCACCAUGGUGGUUUGGGACACGGCGGACGACCGUCGGCAUCCUCGCCAACGCUACCUGGAAGUGCUGGGGAGUUAAUGCCUCAUGGAAUAUUCUCUGACCAACGGAGGAUACAAACGGAUGGAUACACGCUACCUGCUUUCUCGCACCAUGUUGGCAGUCCUGAGGUGCGUGUCACAUGGGCCUCUCAUGUGCUUUGUGGGGUCAACCAACUCAGUAAGAGAACCUCUCAUUGCUUCACUCUCCUUCACUGCUGCUUCUGGGGAUCACAAUCCCCAGCAAAGUAUUUGCAAGGUAGGUAUCUUUCUCUUGUCGUCCUCUCUGGGGAAACCAGACUAAGACACAUUCUUUGUUCUUUCCCGAUUCCAAAAUAUUCUUCCUCCUCUGAGCUAAAAACUAACCCUUCCCAUUUCCUGAGACAGUUUUCUUCUAUAAUGAUAUCCUCCCCUCCUCCAGUAAGUAAAAUCUUGACAGUUUUAAGGGAUGUAUCCUGAGAGUUUCAAAAAAGCCUACUUUUUGAGUACCUCUCUUAGAUAUAAUUACCUCCAUAAAAUAGAGUACCUGAAACAUCAAAGUGAUGUCUUGAGACUCUUAAAUGGUUUUAUGAAGUGCUAAAGCAAUUUUUCAUAGUACAUCACCUGCAUAGCAACAUUAUCCAUGAGCUUGCCCGGAUCUACAAAGACGUAGAGUUCCUACCAUUUCAUGAGAGUUCAAGCAUAUACAGAGAUGGGUAGAGAAUCACAAUGGCGCGGUAUGAUACCAACGUUGGGCAGCUGGCCGGUGUUGCUCUCCAAAUAACUGACCAUUCACGUACAGCCGUUUCAUGACAGACACGAGUACAACGUGUGCCUUGGCAGAAUUGAAAAAUUACUACCUACCUUGGACUGUGGGGGUCAACGGCAAAUGGUAAGGAUCGUGAACACGGAGGCCACAAAUGCCAGAGAUCUACUUUCUAACUCUAAAUCUCUACUAUCUGGACUUUGAACUUCAGAGGUGCACAACCUCCUCCCCCUGAAAAAGCAGACCUUCACCCGACUUUAUAGUGCCCCUAAGCUACUAUUGUAUUGUCAACUAGAUCCAUGGAAACUUCACUCUCCAGGAACUCCCUUGACUUUCUUUUCAAAUCUGGUGACUCUUUGUAAGCCUUCAUAUACUUAACCCUCUGUGUGGUUCUUGACUAUUAGCCAACACUUCCUUGGUCCUCUAUUGUCCUCCAUGAUUCUGUGAUUUUUCUCUGGUGUUCACUUAUUGAUGACAUCACCUCUUUCUCUCAUCUCUUAUGGAAAUUCUUUCUCUUUCCUUUGAGCGCUACCUGAAGCUCAUUCCUUGUUUCUGAUCUUCCUUCACAUUUCUUCUUUACGAAUCCCAAUCCCUAUCCUAAGGUUACCUCCACUUGGAGAACAAAUUCAAUGCGGCGUAACUUAACUCAACAUAGGAGGGCUGUCUUCUUGAUACUUGGUAGCCCAUCCUCGGCAAGGAUGCCUCCAGGAAAGAAGGUUUUACCUUUUCACAUGGCAGCUUUUUUUCAUUUCUGGAGCCCUCUGAUGUGUAAAGUGGUUCAUUACAUAUGGCUGAAUCGGUCUCCUGGUAAUUUUGAGACAUUGAUUGUUAUUCUGUCCCCCAAAGUCACAUUGAAAAAAAACCUUCCCUCUUCUUGACAGCCCUUAACAAUACCCUGUUGUCUUCUACUAAGCUUUUCUUAAUCCCUCAGACUCCAAAUCCCAGAAAGACUUUUGAUUCUUCCUUCUCCUUUAGCCCAUACAGCAAACUAUAAAAAGUAAAAAGUACUUUAAAACGUACAGAAAGAAAACCUGUAAACAGUCUUCAAGUAUGGCAAGUCUUGUUUUGAAAUUUCUUUGCAGAAACAGCAUAUUUCAAGGUGAAAGAACUAAAUAUUUUGAACAUCAUUUACCUCAAAUUAAUUUAUAAAGGCAAUGCAAUAAUGAUAAAAAUUCCCAAUAUUUUUUUUCAAAAGAGUCAGCGCGCGUAUUCUGAAGAUUCAACUGAUAUCAAUAAAAAAUAAACAAAAAAAAUUCCAAAAGUGUAGAACUAUAUGGAGAGAUUAGCCAUAUGAGUCAGCAAAACCAAGU
Molecule: messenger RNA, 2501 nt
Organism: Acinonyx jubatus (cheetah)
Lineage: Eukaryota; Metazoa; Chordata; Mammalia; Carnivora; Felidae
Exons: 3
Coding region: 195-905 (236 amino acids)
Source: RefSeq, a predicted model, not a curated record